CAGCCUUGAUCUGUCUCCAUAUAUAUUGUGAUGCAUCUCUACCAUACUCAUUCAAUCGAAUCAGUCAUCCAACCAUUCUUCCCCCAAUCAAGAGAGACAUGGUUCUUAGAGCGUUGAUUAGUCCAGCUUUAGUGCAAUGGAGCUUCCUGCUAUGUGGCAGCCCGGGCUUUGUGCUUCUGUGGCAAGCUGCCAAGCUAAUAGACCGGCUGUGGUGGCACCCACGGCGGCUGGAGCGGGCACUGCGCGCCCAGGGUCUCCGCGGCACCUCGUACCGCUUCCUCGUCAGCGACGUCAUUGACUAUGAGCGGCGGAGCAAGGAGGAGCGCUCGAGGUCGAUGUCGCUGCGCUGCCACAACAUAGCCCCUCUCGUCGCGCCGCUGCUCCACGACAUUAUCCGGGAGCACGGCAAGGCGUGCAUAUCCUGGUUUGGUCCGUACCCCAAGGUGACCAUCAGCGACCCUGAGCAGACCAAGGAGGUGAUGUCCAACAAGUUCGGCCACUUCGAGAAGCUCAAGUUUCCGGCACUGUCCAGGCUGCUCGCCGGAGGCGUGGCGACGUACGAGGGCGAGCAAUGGGUUAAGCACAGGAGGAUCCUCAACCCUGCAUUCCAUCCCGAGAAGAUCAAGCUCAUGAUGCCAGCGUUUUCUACUUGCUGCCAAGAACUUGUGAGCAGAUGGACGCAAUCUCUUGGUUCUGAUGGUACAUAUGAGGUGGAUGUUUGUCCGGAGUUCCAAAGACUCACCGGAGAUGUCAUUUCUCGCACCGCGUUUGGCAGUAACUACGCUGAAGGUGCUAGGAUUUUCCAGUUGCAGUCCGAGCAAACUGCACGCCUCCUGGCCAGGGUUAAGAAGAUUAUCAUUCCCGGCUACUUAACAAGAAUGCAAGCUAUGCAAGAAGGAGAAAAUACCAAAAAUGACUUGCUCGGUUUGAUGCUUGAGUCCAACAUGAGGGGCACAGAUGAGAAUGGCCAAUGCAUCUCAGGAAUGACGAUUGAUGAGGUUGUGGAGGAAUGCAAGUUGUUCUAUUUUGCAGGAACAGAAACAACAUCAAUAUUACUCACAUGGACAAUGGUCAUACUAAGUAUGCAUCCCGAGUGGCAAGAUCGUGCAAGAGAGGAGGUCCUUGGCCUAUUUGGAAAGAAUAAAAUUGACUACGAAGACUUUGGCCGACUAAAAACGGUGACCAUGAUUCUUUACGAGGUGCUCCGAUUAUACCCACCAGUUGUCGCUUUCAUCCGAAAAACAUACAAGGAAAUGGAGAUUGGAGGUAUCACAUUCCCUGCUGGUGUGCUCAUCGAGCUUCCUGUGUUGUUAAUGCACCAUGACCCAGACAUAUGGGGAAGCGACGUGCAUGAGUUCAAACCGGAGAGGUUCGCCGAUGGGAUAUCGAAGGCAUCCAAUAAUUCUUGUGCAUUCCUACCAUUUGGUUGGGGACAACGUAUUUGCAUUGGCCAACAGUUUGCAGUAAUUGAGCCCAAGUUUUCCUUGUGCAUGAUCUUUCAAUGCUUUGAGUUCGAGCUUGCACCAUCAUACACUCAUGCUCUAGAUAACACGAAAAUGCUACGUCCUAUGCUUGGUGCGCAAAUUAAGCUUAGGGCAAUUUAAUCGUCACAUACGAAAGUAUGCAUGUUCACUAUACAAAAGUAUGCAUGUUCACUAUUUACCGUCAUCUGUCUCACCAUGUAAUCAGGCAUAAAAUUACGACAAGGAUGGGCCUUUUCAUAUGACCCUUCCAUUUUAUUCUCGUAGACAGAGACUGCCACAUCUGACCUC
Triticum dicoccoides is the source of this 1772-nucleotide messenger RNA. RefSeq names its product cytochrome P450 72A13-like. Gene Ontology annotation, molecular function: iron ion binding; oxidoreductase activity, acting on paired donors, with incorporation or reduction of molecular oxygen; heme binding. The record is from RefSeq and is a predicted model, not a curated record. NCBI's taxonomy places the organism in Eukaryota, Viridiplantae, Streptophyta, Magnoliopsida, Poales, Poaceae. The coding region runs from base 99 to 1604 and encodes 501 amino acids. The transcript has 4 exons.